Molecule: messenger RNA, 29762 nt
Organism: Coregonus sp. 'balchen'
Lineage: Eukaryota; Metazoa; Chordata; Actinopteri; Salmoniformes; Salmonidae
Source: the annotation of a GenBank genome assembly
GCUCCCUGAAGAAACUAACCGCCCUGAAAGUGGAUGAGAACCAGCUCAUGUAUCUGCCAGACUCCGUCGGAGGGUGAGUACUAUUAAAGCCAUAGGUCUAAAACAACUAAAUCCACCCUGAUAGGUUUGCAUUGAUCCUCAUUCAAACAUAUCACAGUACGCUGCAGUACAGUUCACCAAUGUAGGGCUAGGUUUGAUUAAUUGACCUAAGUCCCCUGUCCCAUCGCCCUGUUUCUACACACGUGCCAGAUAUGAGACGAUUGAUGUUCGUGAUUGAGGCGUUAGUCCCGAUUUUAUAUAGGUGAGUGAUCUAAGCCUGGCUCCUCCAUUGUGGAUGGGGACAAUGGUAAUCCUGACCUGAGGAACCUCCGAAUACCGUAUUGACAGAUUAAAGCCCCUGUUUAAUUCUGCUUAGCCAACACUCAUCGAUUUAUGACAGGUGAGGAGGCCAGCUGUUGGUGGUUGACGACUGCUGCUGCCAGGUGUGUAAUCAUUAGCCAAACAGUUUUGCAACUAAAACAAGUUUUUAUUGGACAAAAUCGGGUAGGUCACUCCCCAUUCCGUUUGCUUCUGUUUAAGAAACGUUUUGCAACAGAAUUGGCGUAAUGAAUACGCCCCUGGUAUCACAAUCAAUACAGGCGGGGGUUAACACUUAACCUCUGACCUCUCACUAUAGACGUUAUCAUUCAUAUGGAGAGACAAAUUGAUUUUAAUCCACCAACAUAUUCUGUGUGGUAGCCAACUAGUAUUUCAAGAUUAACUGUUUUAAAAUGGCAACUUGGUUUAUGGUUUAUCUAUGUUUUAGAGUUCUAAUUUUUUUAUUUUUUUAUUCUGGUCCAUUUGAGUUAUUUUUGUUUCCCAACAUUGCCAAUUACCCGUAUUUUAUCUUAUAUUUCCUAGUCCCAGAUUAGGAAAAGCUUCUGGGCGGGAUUAUGAAUGUGAUUGCAAGGAGAACCGUGGUUUAAUCCCAGACCAGGAUUGUAAAGCAUACUAAUUCAAUGUAUUUAAUCUUACAUUUCAUUACAUUUGCUUUACAUUUUGAUCUGUAUCAUCGUCGGUUUCCUACGCUCUUGUUUGUCCCUAGUCUUGACUUCUGAGAAGCGGAAUCAGAUUCCUCUCUUUACUCAGUUGCUAUAGAGCCGAGAUCGGUAACAGUCUACCCGCGGUACACCUUCUCCUUGAACAUCUCAUUCCAAAAUUAUGAACAUUAAUAUGGAGUUGGUCCCCCCUUUGCUGCUAUACCAGCCUCCACUCUUCUGGGAAGGCUUUCCACUAGAUGUUUGAACAUUGCUGCGGGGACUUGCUUCCAUUCAGCCCCAAGAGCAUUAGUGAGGUCGGGCGCUGAUGUUGGGCGAUUAGGCCUGGCUCGCAGUCGGCAUUCCAAUUCAUCCCAAAAGGUGUUCAAUGGGGUUGAGGUCAGGGCUCUGUGCAGGCCAUUCAAGUUCUUCCACACCGAUCUUGACAAACCAUUUCUGUAUGGACCUGGCUUUGUGCACGGGGGCAUUGUCAUGCUGAAACAGGAAAGGGCCUUCCCCAAACUGUUGCCACAAAAUUGGAAGCACAGAAUUGUCUAGAGUGUCAUUAUAUGCUGUAGCGUUAAGAUUUCCCUUCACUGGAACUAAGGAGCCUGAACCAUGAAAAACAGUCCCAGACCAUUAUUACUCCUCCACCAAACUUUACAGUUGGCACUAUGUAUUCGGGCAGGUAGCGUUCUCCUGGCAUCCGCCAAACCCAGAUUCGUCCGUCAGACUGCCAGAUGGAGAAGCGUGAUUCAUCACUCCAGAGAACGCGUUUACACUGCUCCAUAGUCCAAUGGCGACGAGCUUUACGUCACUCCAGCCGACGCUUGGCAUUGCGCAUGGUGAUCUUAGGCUUGUGUGUGGCUGCUCGGCCAUGGAAACCUAUUUCAUGAAGCUCCCAACAAACUUUUCUUGUGCUGACGUUGCUUCCAGAGACAACUCGGUAGUGAGUGUUACAAUGAGGACAGUUGCUUCUAAACGUUUCCACUUCACAAUAACAGCACUUACAGUUGACCGGGGCAGCUCUAGAAGGGCAGAAAUUUGACAAACUGAUUUAUUGGAAAGCAAAAAGUCCUAUGACGGUGCCACGUUGAAAGUCACUGAGCUCUUCAGUAAGGCCAUUCUACUGCCAAUGUUUGUCUAUGGAGAUUGCAUGGCUGUGUGCUCAAUUUUAUACACCUGUCAGCAACAGGUGUGGCUGAAAUAGCAGAAUCCACUAAUUUGAAGUGGUGUCCACAUACUUUUGUGUGUAUAUAUAGUGUAUCUUUUUAUCUGUUUUGUGCAAGAAACAAUCUGUUUUCGCUGUAGUAAUGGUGCAACCAUGACGGUAACAAAUCUGCGCUCACUUUUAUCUUUAGGGCACGUAAAAACAACGGUACGAAGCCUAAUCAUUACAACAAUUAUUAUCUGGGUGAUUAUCUUUCUAGGAGCACGUUGCUCCCAAAAUAAAAUGUAAGUUCGCACAGAAAAAUAUUUAGUAGCAUAUGCGACCAAAAUGGUCGCACUUUAGAGCCCUGUCUGCAGUUGAUAAAACCUAUUCUAACUGACCUUGGCCAGCCAUUUCAAUUAAUAUUAGAUUUUUUAAAACGUGAAUAUAGGCCUGAGCCCGAAUUCACAAAGCGUCUCAGAGUAGGCGUGCCGAUCUAGGAUCAGAUCCCCCUGUCCAUAUAGUCAUAUUCAUUAUGAUCUAAAAGGCUAAACUGAUCCUAGAUCAGCACUCCUUCUCUGAGAUACCAAUAUGGCCCUGAUCUUGUUUGUUGUUGCUCCAUCUAAGAGGAUAUCAUGUAUCAUUGUGCCUGUCCUUAUUUUAACACCAGAGCUCCCAUUGGAUUCCAGGAGGGAAAACUCUGGCUCAACUCUAUCUUAAAUUCAGGUCAUUUAUGCACAGUAUGUAUUUUUUAAUGAAUGCUGGAAUAACAACCCCAGAUAUAUUCAGAGAAUGCUAGCUUGCUUUUUCCUGAGCCAAACUCCAAACAGAAUAAUGAGAACCAGAUUUGGAAGAGUCUUGGAUAUAGAGUAACCUCUAUUCUCCAGCAAGUCUUCAAGUCACAGAAUAAUCUUUCACUCUUUUUUUCUCUCCUUUUUUUUUCUUCAUAGAGGGUCAUAUGUAUAGUGCAGUCCUAGAUAGUUAUGGCACCUGACAGUUAGUCAGAAGAUUCCAAGGAAUGUUGGCUAGUUCGAGCAGGAAAAAUACCUUUUUAGGACUUCCCUCUUUCCCCACUGUGGUAUAAAACUCUCUCGCCCUUGCGAAAAAAUGCCUCUGGAAUCAAUGACACAUAAACUCUGUUUAGUUGGCCUAAAUGAAAAGCCCUCCUCCUUUCCCCCUGUUUCUUCCUCCUCUUCUUUCUCUGUAGGCUGGCAGCCCUGGAUGAGCUGGACUGUAGUUUUAACGAGAUCGAGGCUCUGCCCUCCUCCAUCGGACAGUGUGUCAGCAUACGCACCUUCGCCGCUGACCACAACUUCCUCACACAGCUGCCCCCAGAGGUGAGCAUGGGGGUCAAACACUGUGUGUGUCGGUGGGUGUUGGUGUUAUUGUGUGCACACUGUGCUAAUGUGUGCUUAUUUAUAGAACAUGAAUGCGUGCCCCAGCUGUGUGCUGAUGUCCCCUGCUCUCUCUCUCUCUCCUCCCCACAUCACCCAGAUGGGCAGCUGGAAGAAUGCCACCGUGCUGUUCCUGCACUCCAACAAGCUGGAGUCUCUACCUGAGGAGAUGGGAGACAUGACCAAGCUCAAGGUCAUCAAUCUCAGCGACAACAAGUGAGUCUCCGCUUUUCUCUCGUCCUAGUUUCAGCUCCGUUGCAGUACAGUCUGUGGUCCAGUCAGAUUAUUGAUGCAAUCUGAAGAGCAGCCAGACAGGCAGGAGACCAGAUUUGAUGGUGCCUCUUUUAUUUACAAAGUUUGGCUGUCUUCAUCACACAGUCUUAUGGUUAGUUUAGCGCAACUCAUCCGUCUUACCCCCAUGUACUCCUGUUUUGCCCCGUCUCACCCCCCUGUAAUGUUUUUUGCCCCCGUCUCACCCCCCUGAACUCCUGUUUUGCCCCGUCUCACCCCCCUUUACUCCUGUUUUGCCCCGUCUCACCCCCAUCUCCACCCUGCUACACCCCUUAUCCCAGUUAAUACAGGGGAACAUGAAUCACAUAACACAGGGUAACAAAUGUGUAGAGACAUUGUUGAAAAUAUGGCUACAUUGGCAUAUACUGUAGGUUGCAAGUUAAUCUGUAAUACUAUCAGCGUAAGGUAACAGAUUUGUCAGAGUUGAAUGAAGAGUCACAUACACGGCAGGAGAGGCUAUUCUCUCUCUCUCUCUGCAAGAGGCUUCACACAUUUGUGCACACACUAUUUACUAUAGCAAAAAUGUAGAUGUUUAUGAAUAAAACAAGUGGUUGAACAUCUACUGUAUAUGUGGUACACUGGCAAAGCCAAAGCUUGACAACAUCACAUAGUGUUUCCCCUAUAUUAAUUUAGCAGUGGCGGGAUGCCCCCAGGGCCUAAAAUGAAUACCCGCCACCAGCCAAAUGCAGGUAGAUUUUGGCAUUGGCGGGUAAGAUGUCUAUUUCACCAGCCACGUUGGCGUGUGGUCAGGGCUCCACAGUGCGAGCAUUUCAACCUGCGUGUCCUGAUUGCGUCUUGUGUGGAUGGACAAAAUCAACACACGCGUGCCCGGUCUAGUCAGCAUGUCAGUCUGACAGGCACAAACGUUAGUCAUGUUACCACGGUAACCUCCCACCCUUAAAGGGGCAGGUGACAUUUUUUGUCUCAUCUUUCAUAUUUUGGUUAAAAGACUCACUUCACAAAAAAUGAAAUUAAACAAUAUACCACAUUACUUCUUCAUUGUUUUAGAAACAUAAAAAAGCAUGCUCAUCUGUAAUAUUUGCAAAAAAAUAAUAAUUUGGGCUGGUGGACCAAAAAGUACAUUUUAUGCCCUGGACGUCGCUGCUAAAUUGUUACCGCCACACUGAUAUAAAGUAUGUAUAAAAGAUAAUGGAGUAAUAUACACUGCUCAAAAAAAUAAAGGGAACACUAAAAUAACACAUCCUAGAUCUGAAUGAAUGAAAUAAUCUUAUUAAAUACUUUUUUCUUUACAUAGUUGAAUGUGCUGACAACAAAAUUACACAAAAAUUAUCAAUGGAAAUCAGAUGUAUCAACCCAUGGAGGUCUGGAUUUGGAGUCACCCUCAAAAUUAAAGUGGAAAACCACACUACAGGCUGAUCCAACUUUGAUGUAAUGUCCUUAAAACAAGUCAAAAUGAGGCUCAGUAGUGUGUGUGGCCUCCACGUGCCUGUAUGACCUCCCUACAACGCCUGGGCAUGCUCCUGAUGAGGUGGCGGAUGGUCUCCUGAGGGAUCUCCUCCCAGACCUGGACUAAAGCAUCCGCCAACUCCUGGACAGUCUGUGGUGCAACGUGGCGUUGGUGGAUGGAGCGAGACAUGAUGUCCCAGAUGUGCUCAAUUGGAUUCAGGUCUGGGGAACGGGCGGGCCAGUCCAUAGCAUCAAUGCCUUCCUCUUGCAGGAACUGCUGACACACUCCAGCCACAUGAGGUCUAGCAUUGUCUUGCAUUAGGAGGAACCCAGGGCCAACCGCACCAGCAUAUGGUCUCACAAGGGGUCUGAGGAUCUCAUCUCGGUACCUAAUGGCAGUCAGGCUACCUCUGGCGAGCACAUGGAGGGCUGUGCGGCCCCCCAAAGAAAUGCCACCCCACACCAUGACUGACCCACGCCAAACCGGUCAUGCUGGAGGAUGUUGCAGGCAGCAGAACGUUCUCCACGGCGUCUCCAGACUCUGUCACGUCUGUCACAUGUGCUCAGUGUGAACCUGCUUUCAUCUGUGAAAAAAAAUAAAUAAAAAAAAAGAGCACAGGGCGCCAGUGGCGAAUUUGCCAAUCUUGGUGUUCUCUGGCAAAUGCCAAACGUCCUGCACGGUGUUGGGCUGUAAGCACAACCCCCACCUGUGGACAUCGGGCCCUCAUACCACGCUCAUGGAGUCUGUUUCUGACCGUUUUAGCAGACACAUGCACAUUUGUGGCCUGCUGGAGGUCAUUUUGCAGGGCUCUGGCAGUGCUCCUCCUGCUCCUCCUUGCACAAAGGCGGAGGUAGCAGUCCUGCUGCUGGGUUGUUGCCCUCCUACGGCCUCCUCCACGUCUCCUGAUGUACUGGCCUGUCUCCUGGUAGCACCUCCAUGCUCUGGACACUACGCUGACAGACACAGCAAACCUUCUUGCCACAGCUCGCAUUGAUGUGCCAUCCUGGAUGAGCUGCACUACCUGAGCCACUUGUGUGGGUUAUAGACUCCGUCUCAUGCUACCACUAGAGUGAAAGCACUGCCAGCAUUCAAAAGUGACGAAAACAUCAGCCAGGAAGCAUAGGAACUGAGAAGUGGUCUGUGGUCACCACCUGAAAACCAGUCCUUUAUUGGGGGUGUCUUGCUAAUUGCCUAUAAUUUCCACCUGUUGUCUAUUCCAUUUGCACAACAGCAUGUGAAAUGUAUUGUCAAUCAGUGUUGCUUCCUAAGUGGACAGUUUGAUUUCACAGAAGUGUGAUUGACUUGGAGUUACAUUGUGUUGUUUAAGUGUUCCCUUAAUUUUUUUGAGCAGUGUAUUUUUAUCAUUUAGAACUAACCACGACCAAAAUAAAAACUAGACCGUAAGGAAGAAUAAAACAUUCACUCAGAUAGAUAGCACAAGAUCACUGCAUAAGCCAUGGCAACAUUUUUAGAAUUGCAGGAAAUUUGCUUUAAAACUGCGCCACUGCUGCCGAAAACAAUUCCUAGGGGAAACACUGCUCAUCCAAUCUUUAAUCGACGAUGCAUUAUGGUAACUCUAUUUCUUGCUUAUUGCCAUAAACAUCAGUCAAGUCAAUAUGAUUAAUUAUUUCUGGUGUUCUCAGAGCGUUUCAUUGGAGCGCUCGAGCAGUCAACAGACUAGUUUAACACAGUAGUUAAAAUGGCAGCAGUUUCCCAGCUGCUCCCUUUGUUGUGAAAAGCCACGCUACCAUUGCCACAUGGUGCCUUGUAAAACAUGUCCAUCCAGCUUAUUGGAACCAGCGCUUGGAUCCCUCUGCUGCGUCCGCCACCAAAGUGGAUUAUAUAAGGCACUAAAAACACACUCGCACACAGACGGGCAAUAUUGUGUCAACAAUAGAGGAAAAUAAUGUCAGAAUCAGAAUGCAUUCCCCCACCUUGCACACGUACACACAUGCACACACUUACACACACACUCCCUGAGACCCUGAAAGUUAAUCAUUGGUGCAUAAUGAUACAGGAAUUAAAGCCUACAUUUGGACCAGGAAGAUUAAGUGGAUUGAUUUCAGACACUCACAAAAUGCCAAUUCCUUCCUGAUGGAGGAUAUUUCCAGGUGUUUUUCCAGGCAGGGCCCUAGACAGAGACACACUGGCCGGGGUCUCUCCACUCGCUACCAGCAGCACUAAAUAGAUUUUACCAUGACUCUGCAGUAACCCUGCAGCCUGCUCUAAUUUAGUUCCCAUCCUCCAGUUUUUAUAGAGAGGAAGAGACCUGUUUAUUACCCUGGGACCACUCGUUUUUCACUCUCCACUUUGGCCUUGGAGACACAACACCUGUUUCCUACCUGUUCAAAAUGUACUGUAGGCUUAUCUGAUUCUCUGUGCGCUUUAGAAAGUUAUCCUAUAGAUGUUAGACAUGGUAAUCAAAGAUUUGGGCCAUUCUUAAUAUCGGACAGCAGUAUCUCUCAAAUAAAGUGUGGUUAAAGUCAUUAUGGAGACAGAAACAUGGUCAUGUAUCAAAUUACACUCUAUUCAAGUCAAAAUCCUGGUAUCGUGACAACUAGUUGUGCCUCUAUACCCUUGUUCAAAUCCCAAACAAUCUACAAACUCUAUCUUUAGGUUUGAAACUAAACAAACGGGGCUCAGUAAGUUGAAAGCCAGACUGAGUUCCUAAACAAAACUAACAGGGCUCUAGACUGAGCCUCUUCACACUUACUAGACUUUUGGUAAAAGUACAGUUGUCUACACAUAUUACUCAAAUGUAAACUUGCGUACUUGCUACGCAUUACAUUUAUUUGUCAGUUGAGAUCUGUCCCAUAUCUUUCUCAGGUCGUUAAUGUGCUUCAUGACUUUUACUAUAACACUUUCUCUGUGUUUCUCUGUCCAGGUUGAGGAACCUUCCCUACAGCUUCACCAAGCUUACCCAGAUGACUGCUAUGUGGCUGUCUGAUAACCAGGUGUGUACACAGCCUCUUGGCUUUCACGUCCUCAAUGGGGCUUUCAGUGCUUCAUUCUGUUUUUCAUACAGGCUUAUUUCUUUACUGGUAGGGAAAUCUCUUCAGUGAGAGUGGUUACAUGCACACAAUAAUGUGAUUUACUGUGGCUAGUCAGAUUAAUAUAAUAGUUUGAUUAAAACGUUUACAUGCUUUGCAAGAAGAACAAUUUCCCUAAUAAUUCUGUUUACAUGGACACAUCUGAAACCAGGCUACCUGAUGGCACUCUGAAAAUGCAGAAAAUCACCAAGCAAAACAAACGUUCUACCACAGUGAACAUGUUAUUAUUGGGAAGGAUAUUUGAUUCUGAGUUCGAACAUAUAAAGUUUGUAUGUGAAAACAACUUCUAAGACACGGACAUUCAGUUUUUCCAAACACACUUCACUCGCGCUAAAGAGGGAGGCUCAGCUGGUGCUAGCACAUGCACAGAUCAAAUACACAGCUGGAACGCCGAUUAACGUGUUUACAUGUCCUAAUCAUUAGAAAGAAUGGUCAGAAAACCAGAUGUUUUAAUCGGCGAAUGCUUACUUCGAUUUUGACCUUAACGCCGAUUAAGAUAAGCAGAGUAAAGUGUUUACAUGACUAUAGCAUAAUCUGCCUACUGCCAUAAUCAGUUUAAUAUCGAAUUAUUAGUCUGCAUGUAAACGUACUCAUUGUUUGUAUGGAGCGUCAAGGUGCUUGUUGUUUUAUGACCCUCUUAUUUCAAUAGCCUCCCUCGAGUGUCAUCAGAAUGGUAUGAGUGGGAGGGAGAGCUGUAAUUGAGUAUCUGACACACACACACACACACACACACACACGAGUGGCCACUGAGCUGCUCUCAAACGUGUGGACGGCAGUGCACUUUCUUGUCUCUCCACUCCUCAAACGGUGUAAUGAAACAUUUGGCACCCCUACAGUAACUCCAGAUAGGUACCAUGCUACGGUAUAUUCAGUCUCUUGUGAUGAUUUUAUACCUAACAAUCAGCCAGUGCUGACAGAGAGACAUUGAUCGCUUCGCCCACUGUUAUCCUUACUGACCUCACACACACAAUGGUGGUCAUUGUGGAAAGCAGGGGCAUUGGGGUGUUUUUCGGGGGUUCGAGAGCGGCCAAGUGUAGUUGUGCAACCCGCAGCUCCCGACAGCCAGCCACAGACUAAUCCCAUUAGACAGAGUACAACCCAUCAAAACACAGCUUAAACCCAAUAAAACACUUCCAUGGUAUCUAAUUCCACACACCAUAUGGCACAGGGGGCCUUUCUCCAAAGCCCCAAACUAACAGCCACUGACCACUCGCUGUGCUGAGAGGAUUUGACCAGAGACCGGAGAGAGAGAGAGAGAGAGAGGCUCUCCUUAAAUCAAAGAGACAUGUUUUGAUUGAAUAUAGGUGGAUGGACACGUUAGUCCAGCAGUCCAAUUUUUCAGAACAACCCUUAAGAAGAGUUGAUGUUGUAAUUGCAGCCCUGGGCCCAUAUUCACAAAGCGUUGGAGUAGUAGGGGUGCUGAUCUAGGAUCAGUUGUGCCUUUCAGAUCAUAAUCAGUAAAACAGGAGGGACCUGAUCCUAGAUCGGCACACUUUGUGAUUACAGGCCCAGUUCUUCCCCAGUGGGUUUUAAUUAGGAGUGCGUGGUAAUGAUGUGAACGGGGGCUAGCUCCUGCCAGCUGGGCUCCUUAUUGAUUGUUAUUUACUGUGGUUUGAGUGCCCAACACAGACAGAAACACACACACUACAGAGUUUAAUAAUCAACCCGGAUGUCUCUGAUUGAGGUCAGCCAGGCGGAGGAAGGCCUGAAGGGAUUUCCUCCUUCCACACUAGCCCUCCUCCAGGGAAAUGGAGCUCUGAUCAUCUCCUAAUGCUACUGUCCAAAGCCCUUAGUGUACCUGGAAACCAAAUGAAAUGGAUGAUUUCCACCAGUGAAUAUGUAGACCUAUUGAUGAAAGAUUCCUAUGACUGUUCUCUCCCUUGCUUAUUUGAUAAACGAUUAUUUGUAGAGACAUUUUCAUGAGAGUUUUCUGAAGCCAUAGGGAUAUAUGUAUUAUUAUACCACUUAUGUUCUCUCUCCCCUCCCCCACAGUCGAAGCCCCUCAUCCCUCUGCAGAAGGAGGAGGAUCCAGAGACCCACAAGACGGUUCUCACCAACUACAUGUUCCCCCAGCAGACCAGGACAGAGGACUGUGAGUACUAGACAAUCUGGAGUCUUAAACUAAUACAAAGGCCUACUAUCUAUGGGCUAGGUCCUGUUCAAACAUCUUUACAAUAUAUCUCUCCUUGUGGUAAUCACUGAUCUAUAUAGUAUGUGUUUAGAUACACAAAUGUCAUGUUUACCCUCCUAUUUCAUUAGUCUAUAUAUGGCAGAUCAGUGAUUAUUAAAAUAACUGGGCCACCAUCGAGAUCGGUCACAUCCUACUAAAUUCCAGGCUGACUGUGUUGUUUCAGUGCCAAACUUCCAGUGUAAUCGCUACCACAAUGAUCAUAUUUCAUUAUCUGCUUCUCAUUCUUUAUCUUCCUCCAAUCAUACAUUUGAUCAUGUGAUUCCGGCAACCAGGAAGUGAUUGUCUUGGAUGGUUAUCUCCUUUAUCUGAGAAGGAGGGGGUAGAAACAUGAUCCUUCUCUGCAUCUGUUACCUUGGGCACUAGAUUUACUGUUACAUCGGUUAGCAUGGCUGCUCUCUCUUCCUCUCUCUCUGACCUCCUGUUGGGAGAGGAUACUGCAGUUUACAGGUGCUAGCCCUUGGAGGGAAAAUAGUGAAUCUUUUAACAAUUCACUGCUUUUGCUUUCCAAUUUGUUUUUGUGGCACCCGCCAGAUCUAGCCAGCCCCUUAAUUGGAAUGUAUUUGCUUUGAACAUUUUGGGCCUGAAACAAGCUCUCAUUGUUUGCCGGGAACAGAGGCAAAUCUCCAAAAUUGAAACUAAAUGGAUUCAGGAGGGGGUGAGAUUAAAAAGUCUUAACCUGUUUCCUAGCAACACAACUUUUGUACUGCUCUGAAGUGGAAAACACAACCCAGGCUUAGAGAGAACUGGUCCGGAAAUCAUGACUGAGCUGAGCUGUCAAAAACAAACAGAAUUCUCACCUGUAUUUUCAAUACUCUAUUAACUUAACUCACACAACCAUGUUUGUAUAUCAAGUGGUAUUGAUACCACAAACAUACAUUUAAGGCCCCAUACCAUCUGUUGGGGGAAAAAACUGAGAAUAUUUUAAUUAUUGGUACAUAACUGUGGUAAGGUUUCAUAACAUUUUAUUCAAUUCUUUUAUUUUAUCUCUAGAUGUAUGUUUAACAAAUGUAAUUGGAAUGCUGCAUAAAGGUUUGCGCAGCUAGAAAGAUGACGUGUGGUAUGUGUCUCUCUUCCUCAGGCAUCCCUAACUCUGACAGUGAGAGCUUCAACCCCUCUUUGUGGGAGGAGCAGAGGAAGCAGCGGGCGCAGGUGGCCUUCGAGUGUGACGAAGACAAGGCUGAGAGGGAGACGCCUCCGCGGGUCAGUACUCAGCCCUCACAUACACACACACUUGCAGACAGCGAGACGCACAUGCUUACAUACAUAAAUGCACACACUCUGACACACACACUUACAAACACACACUUGUGUACACAGUAUACACACACGGCCAAGACAAGCGACCUCUUUCCUCGCUGUGUUAUAGAUUGUAGCUAGUGUAGAUGACAAAGUGUCAGAGGGUGACAUUAUGCAAAUGUCAGCUAAUGAAAGUAGAUGAAAAACGAGGUCCAGUUGGCGUGCGAUGAAAAUGAGGGUCAAAUAACCUUGCUCUGUACUCACAUUGCUUACGCACAUUGCACAGUCCUCAUUACUAAGUUGGCAAGGCUGUUGAAACACUAUGGCAAGGGUUACAAAUGGGCUUUCUGGUAUAAAAGCACGUUUUUUUCCAAUCUCCUGUUAGAAUGGAAAAUCUAGGUCUGUUGAGUCACCUUAUGUAUCAGAAGGCUUCAAGCUACAGCCACGUUACCCAUCACAAAAUGGCCUUUCCCUUUUCCCUUGUAUUAAAGAGGGAUGUGUGUGUCUGCAUGUUACUGCCUGUACGGUGUCUCUAGAGAAUGUCCAGUUGUCCAAUGUCUACUCUCUCACACUGAAAUGGAAACUGCCUGCAGCUCAUAGUGAGGAGGUUCUGAAUCAUUUAUUUUCAACCAAUUGUGGUGUCUCACACAGUCUCACACAGUCUCCCACAUGUCCCACUGGCACGAUAUAGCUGUCUGGCUGCAGUGUCUCUCCAGCAGACUGGUAGGGCGGGCCUGCCGGGAAGAGGCACACCGCCUCUCAAGCUGUCAGUCUGACUGAGGAGUGGUGGUGUCACCUCCAUUGGCAGCCGAGCCCAUCUGCUCCCUCUCCCCACCCCCUAGUCAAGGAACCCUCCUGGUUCACAGUUUUUUUGUUUGUUUCUCUCUCCCUUUCUCAUGUGUGCGUGUCUCUUUAGGAGGGCAACCUGAAGCGCUAUCCGACACCGUACCCAGACGAGCUGAAGAACAUGGUGAAGACGGCCCAGUCGGUCGCCCACAGGCUGAAGGAGGACGAGUCGGGUGACGAGUCGGGGAGGGAUACCAGAACUAAUGAGCGGAUCCAUGUGGGAGUGCAGGACGUGGGAGUCAAGGUUGCCCUCUGUCUGAGCCUAUUGUCUGUAAACACUGGCAGAUGUGCAAACUACACACACACACACACACACACACACACACACACACACACACACACACAGACAGACAACAAACAACUUGGAUACAGUAUAUUGUAUUGGAAGAUUACCUAAAAUAAAAUUAAGACUGCUCCACAUGGUGUAUGGUUUCACAAGUAUUUGCAUAUAAACAUAUUCUAUUGUAAAUACAAGGAAUCCCAAUGAGCCUAUUGUACAUUCAUUCACGGUUACGCUUUAUUACAGUUCUGUCCAAUAUUUACUUACCACCUAAUUAGAAUUUAGAUGGGUAACAAAUUACAUAACAACAACAACCUAAUAAUGACUCUGUAAUAGAAACAAGUCUGCUUUAUAUAACCUUCUGUUGGUUUGGGGUUUUGACCAGGUGAUUGAGGCUCCUUGCACCAAUGGCAAGCCAGUAGAGAUGGAGCCCAAAGCGCCUGUCUGUGUCCAGGACUCCACAGCACCCCUGGAGACCUCUGAAUCCUACACCACCCAGAAGACCUCACUCCGGACCUCGGACAAUACCAGGACCAUGAACCACGAGGACACCCUGGAGGUACGCUACUCUGAACUAUGCUUCACAUCACACCUCAUUGGCCAUACACAUUGUGACUCUUGCACAUUUAUUUUGUGGUUGUUUGUGUCAAGUCUUUUUCUCCGCAGGAUUCUGAGGAGCUUUCAUCUGAGGAGGAGAUGAAGAUGGCGGAGAUGAGACCUCCUCUCAUCGAGAUCUCCAUCAACCAGCCCAAAGUGGUGGCCCUUAGUAAAGACAAAAAAGGUACCGCGGCAGACACAUGGCUCCUUUUAGGAUUAACAACCGCUAGAAGUAGUACACGGAUAGAAAGAUGGUUCUAAACUCAAAUAAAAUGUUCCCAUAUGUAACAACUAUGUAACUACUGACACACGUUGAUUACAUCAUGCGUCCUCAGUGUACACAGCUUGGUAGUACACCCGGAAAUCAUCCAAAACCCUGUCAGAACUAUGAAUGUGUACACAGUGACUGAGUUCUCUUCUCUUGGUUGGACAGAUGACGGUAAAGACGCUGACUCGUUGCUGGACGAAACAGUGGCCAACAGCAAUCAGAACAACAGCAACUGUUCGUCCCCGUCACGCAUGUCGGACUCGGUGUCACUGACCACGGACAGCAGUCAGGAUAACUCCAUGUGCACCCCCGAGAGAGAGGCCAAGAUGCCCUUCCUACCCAAGAGCAGGUGGGUGCCGUCUAGUUCCUCUCAGGGUUUCUUGAGGAUGGAGGGUGUGAUUUACUUGCUAUUAGGGGUGUGAUUUCUUUGAAAAUAGAAGCUCUCAACAUCCUAAUAAAAGGAUCACUUGGGAGCAUAGAACAGUGAAGGUUUUUUCCCCUUUUGAAAUGUUGGCUCAACUCAGGAAAUAACUUUGGAUGUGCUCAUACUAGAUCUAAAUAAGAGCGUGGGAUUUCCUAGUCAUUGCGAGUGUACUCCGGGGUUCCUGCGCAGCUGCCAUGCUUAUACUCUGAAUGCCUCAACACUCCACAACAACAACAAACCAUUAUGUUGUGCUUUCUGUUCCAGGCAAGAGGAUGAAAACAUGAACCAGCAGAAAGAAAGCACCCCUCUCCUCCAGAACGGCAACGGCUCAGACACGUCCCUGCAGGCCCUCCUGAAGACCCAGCAGGGCUACGAGUCCAAGCCAGAGAAGAUGGUGGGGGACUACGACCUGUCCAUGGAGGAGAGGCUGGCCUUCAUUGAGAAGGGCAUCAACAACGGUAUGGGCGACGGCUUCACCAAGUGGGACCAGGUCAACAUGAAUGUGGCAAAGCUGCCACCGCAGCCAGACAACAUGGUGGUCCAACUGGACGACCGUCCGAAUGGCUCGAGCGCCAAGGAGACCUUUAACCACUUGCCUCCGCCGUAUAACAACGACAACUCUACGGCGCCCAUUACAGACCACUUGGAGAACGGCAACCAGCUGGGCGACCACUUUAACGGCCGCUCCAGCGAGGGACUGGCCGUGUCGCCCAUGAGGGUGGACUCUGCCACGUCGGUGGUGCAGACUUCUUCGGCGGGCGUGACGGCCAGCAGUGACAUGUCGCUGUCUCGCAGCACAGAGGAGUUGUCCCCAGAGAAACGAUGCCCCCCUCCUGUAGUGGCCAAGGCUCGGAGCAUCACCAACAUUGAGACGGGGGAGAUGAAGCUGUACUCCUUGGACACUGAGGUGGGCUCCUACAAGGGUGGCGUAGUGGGCAGGAUGGCCGGAGCCGUACCGGGGGCCCAGGGUCAAAGCAUUGUCCGCAGCAAGUCAGCCUCCCUGCUCAACGACCAGCCCUUCCAGGUCUACCCCGGCUCCUCAGCCUCUUCCUCCGACCUGCUCUCCAGCUCCUCCAAGCCUCCUGUCAGCACCAGCCGCUACCCAGUCCCCUCAGGCAUAGCCAUGGGCCCGCCGCCCCAAUACAACGUCCAGUACACCAGCAGCGCCUUGCCCAAAGAAGGCCUGUGGACCCAUAGGACCCCCGUCCCCCCCGACCAGGGCUACCUCCCUCCGCCCCAGCACUCUCUGGCCAACACCAACUACUCCAACCGCAACCAGGCCCCUCCAUACCCCCUCCAGGCCCAGCAGAAAGGCCCGCCUACAGGGCCCAAGCUGCCCGGUGACAUGUGGUCUAAGGAGAGACACCUGCCCCCCGGUGGUCAGCCAUGGAGCAACACCCUGCAGAGGCAGAGCAGCAGCUCCUCCACGGCCUCCAUGGGAGACCCCCGGCGCAUGCAGGUGCCCGAGGGCGACUACAUGACGUACAGGGACAUCCACACCCUGGGCCGGGGGCCACUGGCCAUAGCCCAGACCGUGCAGAGGCCUCUGUCGGCCCGCACCUACAGCAUCGACGGGCCCAGUGCCCCCAGGCCUCACAGUGCCAGGCCACAGCCCCACGAGCUGCCCGAGAGGACCAUGUCGGUCAGCGACUUCAACUACCAGCACGGCAGCCCCAGCAAGAGGCCCAACGCCAGGGUGAAGUCUGAGCACUCGCUGCUGGAUGGGCCAGGAGGACCGGGAGCAGGAGGAAGGGUACCGGUGGACUGGAGAGACCAGGUGAUGCGCCACAUCGAGGCCAAGAAGAUGGAAAAGGUAGAGUAUUUGAUGAAUAUUUAAUGAGCAAUAUAUUUGAUUGUACUUUUCAUUGAAUAUGAUUGAUAAUAAUCUUAAUGGCAUAUAUCCCACGAUAGAGGUCACAACUGUUUGAGUGGGAACGUGUUAAGAAGAUCACAUGGUUAUGGUGUUAACAGCCCAGGUUGUUAUUAGGUCCUUUUUCUUUGAUCAUGUGUUAGCUGAGAUGACCUCACACUGUCCAUUCAGAAACCUCAUGAACCACAUUAUAGUGGUGUUUCUGUUUCAUCCAUCUUCAUGACCUGUCCAGUUCCUUUACAUCAGUGCAGAUGUGAAAAUAGCCACUUCAGACUAUUGACCUCAGCUCUGGCUCCAGGGUGACCAUAACACGACGCCACCUGACUUGAGACUGGAGUCUGGAGGGUGUUCCUUAGUGGCUCUCCUUUGGGCCAUAGGUAGCACAGGUUGAUGGGAGCUACAGUCUCAAUGGCCACUUCAACAUCACAGUCACUGUGGGCACCUUUAGAACGCAGUAAUAUAAGUGGCUGCCCUGAUGUUAUCUAAGAAGAAUGGUUUAAUCAGUAGCUAGGUUUGUCUGUAGCCUAAUAAACUGCAUGGUUUCCUGAGUCGUAGUAGGAGGAUCACACACCAUAUCAUCGCGUGACACCAAGUUUAGCUCCAAUUUUGGGGGGGUAAAAACCUGUUUUCACUUUGUCAUUAUGGGGUGUUGUGUGUAGAUUGCUAAGGAAAUGUUUUUAUUUAAUCCAUUUUAGAAUAAGGCUGUAAUGUAACAAAGUGGAAAAAGUCAAGGGGUCUGAAUGCUUUAUUUAUAAAUUGUUUCCCUAAGCAUGUCUAUGUUGCAUCAGUAUGUUUGGAGUAACAAGCAAACAAGCUGCUACUAACUCAAUGUACAUAUGUUGUUGAAGCAUGUGGAAUAUUAACAUUAACAAUAUUAUUUACAUUCUUUUAUUAAUCAUUACUACUUGGUGAAAUACAUGUCCACUAAAGUGUGUGUCUGUGUGUGUUGGCUAUAUGUGUGUGUGUUGCCUGUAUGUGUAAUGUGGUGUGUUGCCCUCCUCUGCUCAGAACGCCCUGUCUCGGUCCUAUAAUUCCAAUUAUGCCCCGCUGAGCUGCUCCCACUACAGCAGCUCUCGGGACGUGCACCACGCAGGCAGCCAAGGCUCUCUGGUCUUUAGUGCUGCCGCAGACGGACGGCCCUACGGAGCCCAGGGCCUCUGUGUGAGUACUGGAGCUAGACUAGAGCUCAGCCUCCUAGCUCCUAGCCUCCUACUGCCCAGGCAGAUCUGAUUUCCAUCUCCUACCACUUUUCAGCUUGGGCCCCGUUCCAAUACUUUUGAAAGUCAUCUUGGUCUUCCACAUCUUUAAGUUCCGAAAAACAAUGCCCUCCUCAGUCAUCACUUCGUUGUGGAGCCUUUUUGUGAUGUUCUGUCCUUGAGGUUGUCACUGAUCUGUGCUUGAUGGUAUGAGAAAUGAAAACAAGGUUUCUCUGUCCACUCUGUUUGCGUCCAUCACUCCAACCCUCAGAUCUGGGAUGACCUCACAGAAGGAUUCAAGGAAAGAUGCAUUUUAGAACUAUUGGGACAGGGCCCUUGUACUGUAUAGCUCCUUAUUGUGACGCAACCUAACUUGUUUGAAAGGGGCAUCUUUUGUCUGUGCACAUUAAGGCCACUCCACCAUAAACUGUAGGCAAACUCACGGUUUCAAUCUCUAUCAGUGAUUCAAGUAGACUCCUAGCUGUGUAGAAAGGCAUCCUGCAAAGACCAAUUGAGACCUGGCAUAUCUAACAUAAUGUUUCUGUUGUAUACAUUGAACAUUUCUGUAGUCUCUCAAUUUACAGCAGACUAGUACCUUAUCCAAACAGUAGUAGAAGAGGGCUGAAUCGCCGUUGUAUUAUCCGUAUGAGUUUUUCUCUACAUUAACCUAUUUUCUGUCAGGCAGUAGCUGUGUGUCGUUAUAGGCCAUAUGAUGGGAUACAGUUGCCAGUGAGAUGUAUUAUCUAUGCAUAGUCACUUUACCCCUACCUAAAUGUACAAAUUACCUCGACUAACCUGUACCCACACACAUUGACUCGGUACCGGUAUCCCCUCUAUAUAGCCUCGUUAUUGUUAUUUUAUUGUUACUUUUUUCUUUCUUUUUUACUUUAGUUUAUUUCGUAAAUAUUUUCAUAAUUCUAUUUCUUGAACUGCAUUGUUGGUUAAGGGCUCAUAAGUAAGCAUUUCACGGUAAGGUCUACACCUGUUGUAUUCGGCGCAUGUGACAAAUUAAAUUUGUAGUGGAAUUUCAUUUAUCCAAUUAAAUCACUGAGUCUGAAGCCUUUGAUAAGCAGUAUAGGCUACAAGUCCCUCAUCUCUGCUCUGAAAUAACAUCACGUUGCAUAGUACAGAGUCAGAUGUGUAUAAUAAUAGUAGCAUGUUGCAUGGUACAAAAUGCCCCUUUUUUAAACCUGGCUUCCCUCCCAAUCUAUGAUUAACUUAUCCCAGUGCUUUAUCCCCCCCCCCCCCCCCCACCCCCCACCCCCACCCCCCAACACUCCAAUCAAAAUGUAGCGCGCCUCCCUCGCUAGUAAAAGACUGUGAUUAUUCCUCUGAAAAACGGAUUCUCCCCUUUAACGACACCUUGACUCAUCAUCAAUCAUCACGCUUAAUGCCUCCUCUUCACUCCCACUUUUGAUCACUUUAGAAUCACCUCAUAACCCUUUCACUUCUUUGUGUGGAGAUGAGCACUGAGUUUGUCCAAUGUAAGUAUGGGGGAUGUAGUUGAAAGAACAAGUAGUUGUUGUGUUAGAUUGAGUCUUAGUGUGGAAAAUGGCUGCAAACUCACUCAUUUGCACCUGGUGUUAGUGUGGUGUAUGUGUCUUAUAAAAUGAUGAAUCAUUCUUUCCUUUCCUAUGUAUUAUUUAUAUAGGACACUGCUUUUGGCUCUGUAGUCCCUAUGUAGGGAAAAAUCAUCCUCAUUGUUAAGAAUGUUAUCCUUUAGAUAUGAUUUUCAUAGGUGUUGGAAUUACUUAGACAUUUCAGAAUGAAUGGUUAACACAGCAUAUAACAAAAAAUCUUAGCCGAACAUGUAACAAACAUUAUUAGCCCCGAUCAGAUCAUGGUCAACUAAUUCUCCUAAGACAUGAAGAAUUACAUUACAUAUACAUUUUAGUCAUUUUGCAGACGCUCUUAUCCAGAGCGACUUAGUUAGUGCAUUCAUCUUAAAGAUAGCUAGGUGGGACAACCACAUAUCACAGGCAUAGAAAGUACAUUUUUCCUCAAUAACGUAGCUGUCAGUAGAGUCAGAGCUGGGGGGGGGGGGGGUCAAGUGCAAGUGCUGAUUAAGUGUAAUUUAUUUAUUUAUUUAUUUUUGAGGGGGCAAGGUGAGGAGGAGGAUUAUUUAAGAUACUGUUUGAAGAGGUAGGAUUUACCUCACCAUUACCAUUUAGGUGUCAGUGACUUGCCUAAAUACGUAGAGGUGUGUUUGUCACUGACAGAGAGCGGUCAGGACAUGGUCUUUGUUACUAAUCUGUCAUCGUUCCCUCUACAGGAUGAUGUGUUUGGUCCUCAAGGACAACAGGGCUACACCAUGGACACCCUCCGAAAAGUAAGUGCACACUAGAGCCAUAUGUAGAGGAUAGGAUACCCAUAAACCAAUCUCAAAUUGGUGUUUCAUUUCCUACUAUAUGAUAUUAGGAAUGCAGACCAUAAAGACCAGGGAAUAGUUAUAGGCCUACACCAGGGUUGCCCAACCCUGUUCCUGGAGAGCUGCCCAACCCUGUUCCUGGAGAGCUACCCUCCUGUAGGUUUUCGCUCCAACCCCAGGUGUUACUAACCUGAUUCAUCUUAUCAACCUGCUAAUUAUUAGAAUCAGGUGUGCUAAAUUAGGGUUGGAGAAAAAACCUACAGGAUGGUAGCUCUCCAGGAACAGGGUUGGGCAGUCCUGGCCUACACGAUAUUGAAGAGUUUGUUAACAGAACGGUUUUUGACAGUGUAUUCUUCAAGUGAAAUAAUUCUACAAAUCCAUCAUACAGCCCCACCAUAAAGUGCCUGCCUGUCUGUCCCAUUUCAGCACAUGUAUUCCUGACCCAUAUCUUUAUCCCUCCACUGUAAGUAGAGCGUGGGCUAGCCCAGUCCAAGCAGCCUGAGUAGAGAGCUGGCUGGCUGAGGAUUUAGAUAUUGACCCAACAACAGCAGGAGUAGCGUAGCAGCACCAUCCUCCUCCCCACCAGUGAUUAAUGAGUUCUAAUUAACGAGAUCUGCCUUGAAAGAGAUUACCGUUCAGGCCUAUCUAUUCUCAUGGGGGAUCUCUGCCUCCACCAGGACCUGGUGUCUCACAGAGAGGGUUGGAGGAGCGUUGCUUAGUUAUACUGGAAUUAAGAACUAAACUGGGUGGAAUACAGUGGUGGAAGUUUAGAGCGCUCCUCAGCCCAGUGGACUCUUGACCUUCAUCACUAGGCUAGAUAUACGGUAUGGUGUAGUGUCCAUGGACGUUUCGAGGAAUUUGGAUUUAUAAAGCAAGUAUGUAGGCAGAAUAAGUUACUAAAAGUAAGAGUAUUCUACCGUAUGUACAGUGUUUCUAUAUGAAAACUUCUCAGUCAAGGACUGAAUGUGAAGACCCUCAUUGGAAAUAUUUGAUACCCAGAAAUCUCCCGCUUUCCAUGACCUGUGAAAUAAUUAUUUGAACAGAGGCACAUUUUUCGCAAUUCUAUUUACACUGAGAUAGAAUUCAAUUUAUAGUCAGAGAGAGUUCCAUUUACACUGAGAUAGAAUUCAAUCUGUGAUUAAUGUAGAGGGGGUGAAAGGCUGUGGCUACGAAUACGGAGUUUAUGUCCAUGCCCACCUCCCACGGGCCCAUAGAGAAACCUCUUUCUCAAAGCUAAGGAUCCGGAUCACGUUCUGUGCAUGUGUUAUUUUACGCACACAUUCGUUAUGUAGCAUAUAUAUGUCUGCCUCAUAUUUCUUAAGAGCUGAAAUAAAAACCCUGUGGCGAUUUGACCAAACAAUCCAAAACAUAUACAGUAUAUUAUGAAGGCUACAACCUUCUCUGUCUGUUGUAACGGAUAUUGCGGUCCCUACACUUUGGAACAAAAACAAUCAGUGUUUUGUGUUAUGAUGUAUGCUCUCGUGUGGCUCAGUUGGUAGAGCAUGGCGUGGGUUCGUUUCCCAGUACGUAAAUGUAUGCACUCACUACUGUAAAUUGCUCUGGAUAACACCGUCUGCUAAAUUACUAGAAUGUAAGUUAAUCUUUAUAGUUUCUUUCUGCCAUAUCGUAGUUACUGAAAAAAUAACUACUUGCCUGUCUGCCUCCUGCGCAAUUGAAUGAAUUGAACACAGCCAAUGUUCAAUUAAUUCAAUCGCUAAUUAGACUGCUUGUUUGUGUCUUGCUGCAUUCCACAUCUGGCAGCAGAACGUUCUAGGCAGCCGGGCGGGUAUCCUGACCGGUAAAAAGAGUCUGACAAUGGGCGAGUUAGUUUUGCAUCGCCCGGUGCCAUAGUUAUGCCAUAUAUGCUGCUAUAUCGUGGCGAGAGUAAAUAGCUGCAUGUAACUCAGCAGCUAAGAAUAACAUGAAAUCGCUGUACUACCUGUUUGUGUCGUUCUUAUGUUUGCAAUACUGACAACAAAGUUUAUACGAACAUGUUGAUCAUGUAUUUUGUGUAAAACAUGUAAAUAGCUAUAGCCUACUCCCCUCCUGGAAAAAGAACAUGAAAUAGCACUUAUGCUUACUGAAGCAUGGAAUGCAAUAGUUCGAACAGUUUUGUGUACAACAUGAAUUUUGUAGGCUACACCAGACAAAGGCGAUAAAUUAGGGGGUAGCUGCAGCCGAACACAAAAAUCCUGCACUAGCGCAGAAAUAUACGUAUUUUUAGCCUGGCCAAAUUGGGAUACAGAACUCCUUAUCCGUAGCCACUCCGGGGGGGAAGCAGUUCCUCCUGCCCCCUGCAGGUUGUCCGGUUGUACUGCUACUGUCUCUUUUCAGUAACCGGCUCAGACAGAGCUGCAGAAUGAGGUCAGUCUUCUGUCUGGGAGAUUUUUAAAUGGUCUGUUUCAAGAGGUGUCAUACAGAGAACCACAGCCUGGCUCAUAGAGAGCCCUUUUAUUACGCAGACUUCAAGUCCUUAUCAGACGUUAAAUAAGCUAUUUUAUGUAAAUGUCUCCUUUGAAUGCACUGACUCAAUGGUCUCUUUGUUUUAGUUCAAUCUACUCUGUUCUUUAUAGACUUACUGUCUAUCUGCCUGGAUGUACAUUUGGAGGAAAAAAAUGUAUGGGAUCUCACGUAGGUAGACUCAUGUGGAUAGAAAACUGUCUAAUAGGUAUUUGAACUGGGGUUAUAGAUAGAGAAUUAAUUAACUAAUGUUGUCAUUUAGACAUGUUCCAGUUCCAAGUUCUGGCUAAAUGUGGGGAAUUUGUCGACAUUUUGUGAUUCUACCUCAAGGUUUACCAGGAUGAAAUGGACUCUGUCAUGGUCCUUCACACCUGGCAUUAAGAAUUACUCUUGAAUAACACUGCUUAUAUAGUGCACUUACUUUGACCAGAGCCCUAGUCUAUCCUAGCCUAUUCCAUAGUAUGUAGGGAAUAGGGUGUAAUUUCAGAUUUUACUCCCAUCGUGGAGAAAGCCCAAACCACUGCCGGCCCAGCGUCCCCACCCCCCUACCCUCCCUCCAUUAAUGGAUCCUGCCAAUAACCCCAGUACCACCACCAUCUAAUAAAACUGAAUGAAAUGUUCUCUACACUUCAUCCUCCACACUAGUCGGAGCCAAAUGAAUUCCAUGGCUUUGAGGGCGGUGGAAAGCCUGCUGCUGGACACAGCCAGUGUCACUAAGACCGAGCACCUCACUGGUGGUAAAUCAGCAGCUUCUGCUGAAAUCACACAUUACUCUGUUACAUCAUGUUAUUCUGUAUGCCAGGCCUGAAGUUUAACUUAUCAAUUGGCCAAAUUGGACCUGUGAGGGCUUUUCUCUUGUUGGAUUAUAUCCUAUUAUUUGUUUUCUUUAGUUUUAGAGGGUUAUGGUAACCAAGGUGGUGGGAAAGUAGGGAUUGUAGUACUGUAUAAACCUCCUGCAGUGUAUUCCCAAACCAUGCUGAAGCUGAAAGCUUAUUAAUGGAUGAGUAUUUUAGAUAUGCACUGACAAUCAAUUUUGUUGUUUGAAUGUCAACUCUAUAACAAUGUCUGUCUCUUUGUUUCUGGGUGUCUGUCUGUUUGUUUUUGUUUAUGUCUGUCUGUGUGUUGCCCAGGUGCCUUUGAUGAAUGGUCAGAUGGGCGGUCCGAUGCGAGGCCAGGUGACGUCGUGCCAGGCACCCAUGGCCCGCCACCCCUCCAGAGAGCAGCUCAUCGACUACCUGAUGCUUAAGGUCUCGCAUGGCCAGCCGUCCCAGGGACCCCCUCCACCACGGGCUGCCCACGACACACUGCAGCAGGAGGUAGGAUGGCGGGAUGGAUGGAGAGACGGAAGAGUUACAGUAAAACAAUGCUCCCCCAUCCCUAGCCCUGGAGAGUUAUAGGGUGUCAGCCUACAACUAAAAACCUCAUUCAUCAUCAAAAUGUUGAUUAACUAGAGUCUAUUGACGCACCGGUCCGUCAAUCUAAGUAACAUAGUAAAAAAAAUCCCCAUCAAAGUCUGUCAGUUUCAGCUAGAGAUAUGUUUUUUUUUUUGUAUUGGCUGCAUCUCAAUCCACCACAUCCGCCUAUGGCGGCCUUCCGCAUCUGCAGCAGUGUUUGUCGGUCUUCUCACGAAAUUUGGUCUUCAAACUAUUAUGACCACUCUAUGGAAAGAUGAGACUCUCGCGAACACGAUGGUGGUCCAUUUUGCUCUUCGACCCCCACAAGUGUCACAGUCUCGUCUGAAGGUAACCGGUACCUGUUAAAAACGCAAUGGAAGUAUGGAGGUACAGUAGUUUUGGGCCUACCCAAAAAAAGGGGUUAAAUAUGUGUAUUUUUUUUUUUUUAAACUUUAUAUUUCCUGAGCUUUCUUAAAUCUCCUAGAUAUAGGACAGACACUUCAAAACUUUAUUCCGUAUGAUACAUUUUUUCACUGUCUUUUUUGCCAUUGAUGAAUGUGUUAUUCAAUGCUUUUCUAUGGGAUUUGGUAGUGAAGGCCAAAUUCAAUAUUUUAGCACAAAAAAAAUAAAUACGUAAAGGGGUCCUACAAUUCUAAAUCAAAUAGCUAAAUUACCAUCUUAAAACAAUUCUAUGUCAGCUUAUAACCCCCCACCACCCCUGAACUACCUGGAUAGAAUGAAUCCUCCAGAGUCUUAUCCAAUAUCUUUCUCUGUGAUGUGUGUGACUCAUUCAAAUGUACAGUUUACAUUAAAGUCCCCGUCAGGUGAGUAAUGUGUGUGUGUCUAUUUCAGAUCCGUGUGAAAGUGGAGAAGAACCCUGAGUUAGGGUUCAGUAUAUCAGGAGGAGUGGGAGGACGGGGAAACCCCUUUCGUCCGGACGAUAAUGUAUUUACACUCAUCAGCCCUCUUUUUCCCAUAACAAUGUAGUGCUGUCUAUUUUUGCAGCCUAGUGCAUGUGAAAUUGAUUGUAAGCACUUACACAGUUGAGGCCUCUAAGUUUAACAUAGCAUUUUUAUUCAAAUAUGAUCCAUGAGUGUUAUCAGUCAGAAUAGAAUUGUUAACUGUGCUAGCAAUUUAGCUUGUUGAUGCAUUUUUACUGAUUUUGGAACAGUAUCAAUCAAUAAAAUGGUGCAAUGAGUGUUGUUGACCAGAUGGGUGUGGUGCUCUCUCUUCUCUCUCAGGGCAUCUUCGUGACGAGGGUCCAGCCUGAGGGACCUGUCUCAAAGAUCCUCCAGCCUGGAGACAAGAUCCUCCAGGUAAACUCAAUACCAUUACCUCUAUAUCCCAUCUAGCAUAAAGCUAUACAGUAAAGGUUAUUUGCUGAACACAUGUUUACCUACUAUGAACACAUUACAAACAUCUGUAGUGCAGAGCCGGGUCUAACGGUAACACCCUCUGUGACUCCAACUCUAUGCACGUAUGUGUAGCCCCAACAGUGUCUAGGGUUCAAUCCCCAUCUCCACCUUUCUAAGUUGUUUCUCCCACUUGUCUUCCCCUCAGAUUUCAGUACUGUCUCAAUAAAGUGUUAAAAUAGCGAUAAUAAUAAUAAACAUAAAAUAAAACAUAAAAGCCAAAGUUGCUAUCUUGGUGUUUAGCUAAAUAUCCACAAAUCCCUAAUUCAAUCAAUGAAAUGUAUUUAUAAAGCCCUUACUCCUUCUUUUCCACACAGGCGAACGGAUACAGCUUUGUGAACAUUGACCACGGGAACGCUGUAGCCCUGCUGAAGACGUUUCCCACCACUGUGGAUAUGAUCAUCGUCCGAGAGGUGACAGCGUAGAGAGAGACAGACAGGACUGUGACCUCCGAUCCAGACGAAACCACACGAGAACUGAAUGUCCACUUCCUUCUUAUUUUUAUACACAGAGGAGCCUGGUAAAACUGCUUUAUGGUGAAGAGAACCUUUAAGAGCUUUUGGGAUAACAGGGGCCGAACCACUGCAUCAAGUGGACUGGGGGGAUGUUGUCUUAAAGAAGCCGUCACUGUGGGAUAGCCCGGUAAUUUUUUACUCAGAGUACGCAGCAGAGACGGUGUGUGCUCCAAUGACACAGAGAUUUAGUAAAGACUGCUUUCUGUAAAGACUUUUGUUUUUCAAAGAAAAUAAUUCACCUUCAUCAUUGCAGAGUUUCUAGUUGCUGUAGUUGAGCAUUAACUGUAGUUGACCACUAGAGGACAGGGCUACCUCUCUCUCUUUCUCUCUCUCUGCUUACAUCUGAUUUGCCUUUAUUUUUAAGUAAUGUUUCUUUUGUUUUAAGAAGAUGCUGAAACCACUUAUUUGAUCUAGCUGAGAUGUGAUAUGGGGGACAAUGUUAUUUGCUUUCUUGUGGAGACGAAUGUAGUACUGGAUUGCGCUUUCGGGCAGAGUUUAUUUUCUUGAAUUUCCCCCCUGCCUACUUACAAUUGUGACAGUUUUUGGAACGGGUGCUGUACAUGGUGGAUAUUUCAGAAGAACAAUUUAUUUGCCUCUGCCUCUAUAAAACCUGUGAGCCAUACUGCAUACAUCCAGUAUCUAUACUGUCCUCAUUUUAGCAUAGGAGCAGUUUCAGUAGCCUCCAUGGCACCACUGGCUUGGAAUAUCCCUCACUUGAAUAGACCACUGCCUGUGCGGUCACUCACCUCUCAACUCCUGAACAAAUCCUUUCGUACGGACGUGGACACUCACUCAUCACUGAAUCAACCGCCCCGGGUGCCGACUACUUACUACUUGGAUGCUGUAAAACGCUCUUUGUAUGUGAAAUGGAAUUGGGACUGGGAUAUGGAACGGAUCAUGAGAGAGGAAUGCCUUUGCUUGGCCUUAAUUAGCCUAGCCAGGAUGUGAUGUGAGAGUGGGUCAGGAGGCGGAGUGGUAAAGUUAGGUAAGCUAAGCAUGUGUGCAGACCAUGGCCAGGGGUGUAUUCAUUACGCUGAUUUUGUUGCAAAACAUUUCUUAAACGGAACAAAACGGGGAGGGACCUAGCUGAAAGUGUCCAAUGGAAACUGUUGUUUUUAAUUGCAAAAAGUUCAGUUUUGCAACUGUUUGGACUAAUGAUUACACCCCAUGUGUUGGAGGUGCUGGUGGGAGUGACACCCUAUUCCCCAUAGAGCACGCUACAUACUAGUGGGGAACUGUAUACAAAGGAUAUAGGGUGUCAUCUCAGAUGCAGCCUGUGUCAGACUGAGCAGGUAUAGGUCUCUGGGCCCCUUUCACUCAUCUUGGUAAGAUUCUAAAGGGCUUCUCCCUGAAGGCAGCCAUUGGUGACUAGAAAACACUGACACACACGCUUUCAGAUUGAAAAGGGGUUUCUGUCUAACAAUUUUUUUAAGUGGCGGAAAACAACCACAUUUUGCCUUUGUAUAAAAUAACAUCUUUUUAGACAUGCUUUUCAAUCUCUUUUUGUGUUUCAUACAUGGACUCUUUGCUCUACGCUGGAUCAAAUGAACUGGGGGGGAGCUGUCAAGUGCCAUAGACCUUGAACUGUUAGAACAAGGGGAGGGAGGGAGUGACUACCCUGAGCAUCAAGCAAUAUUCACAACAAACUAAACGCUCUCCUCUUGAGUAAACGCCGCAUGACUUGUCAUAAUGGUUUAAUAGCAAUAGUCUGAAGAUUUGUUUUCAUUCAGAAAGACAUCCGAUUGCAUUUUUUAUAACCUAUAAUAAAAAAUAAAACAACAAACCCUUUUAGUAAUCGCUGAUUAUUACACAGGAUUUAUUUUGUGAAUAAUUUUUUCGUUAAAAACAUCUUUUUAGCAAAGAAACAAACAUUUUAGUCUGCAUUGUAUAAUAGUGAAUGAUCUUGUGGCACUCUGCCCUUACAAAUGAGUUUCAGGUUUUCCCAAGCUUGUUACGUGUAUAUGUUAUGCAAACAUGAUUAACUUUUACACCAGUGUAAAAGGAACUCAGAGCUGCAAAGGCAAAAAAAACCUGUCAUUUGUAAUGUUUAAUUGAAUCGUGUCAAAUUAUAAAAAUGCUUUUAAAAGCUACUAUGCUAUGUCCAAAAGUGUAUAGAUGUAUGUGUUUGCAUGAAAUCACCCAAUGAAUUGUCUAUUUUGUGAUUUAAUCCAUGAAAAGGUGGAUGUAUUUCCUACAGAAACAAAAAUUAUCCAAUUCAAAGAGAUCUACAAGUUAUGGCCCAAAUGAAAAUAGUUUAUAAAUUCAUUGUAAUGCAAACACUGAAUUGUGACUGAGCAUAUAUAAAGUUUUUAAAAAAAAUUCCACACAGUUAAUGAAGUUGUCAUUUAUGUCAUCCCAAUACUUAACAAAUGUAUAAAUGUAUAGUCCUGUAUGGCUCAGUUGGCAGAGCUUGGUGCUUGCACCGCAAGGGUUGUGGGUUCGAUUCCCGGGACCACCCAUAUGUAAACUGUAUGCAUGCAUGACUGUAAGUCGCUUUGAAUAAAAGUGUCUGCUAAAUGGCAUAUAUUGUAUAUUACAAAUGUAAAAUGGUAUGUAAUCUACUGUACCUGUAUGUAAUUCAAUAUUACUUCAUGCAUACAGCUAAAGAUUAUGCUCACGGUACUGUCAACUUGUGACUCGAAUGGAAAACACUGUUUCAAUGAUGUUUGCUCUCCUCUUUUCCAUUUUGAAUUCCAAGUGAACAUUGCUUCCAACUGAAACUGUCCUAGUUUUUUAAAUCAACUGCAGCCCCAGUGGCACGCUCAUAAUAACUGCAGAUAUUUUUGUCAUUGGUCAAUGUUAGCCUAAAGCAGUAACAUAUUGACUUUUUAAGACUUCUCAAGAUUACUGUUAGUACAUCAUGUUUUAAGAAACAUUGUAAUUGUUUUUUGUGCUGUUUUGUUGUGGGCACUGUUCUUUUACUUUUUUAUCUGGGAAUAAGAACAAUCUGAUGAUUGUUAAGGUCAUAUUUUUUAAAAUAUUCAUGGCAAAAAAAAUAAGGAAAAUAACUGUCCAGUAGACGGUGUAGACAAUCUGGGACUAAAACCUAGGGGCUCACCUGUUUUCCAUAUCCAAGAACAACUGGUCUCUUCACGUUCCCACCUUGUUUUUAUUUAUUUAGCACAUUUUCCAGUUACCUUUUAGACAUUACUAAUCAAAAUGUAAAUACUUUUAAAAAGUUAAGAAAUUAAUUAAUCAUGGCAUUAGUCACUCUGAGUUUGUAAAACCAGCAAUAAAUUGCAAUGCAGACGCAACCCGUUUUAAUGUGUAGCUAUUUCAAAGGUUUCUCUGGAAACGGCUACAGUAAGAUGAUUGAUAUGCAUUUAUUCAACAUUCCAGAUUUUGUAUAUAAUUAUACUGUUUCUGAGGUAACCUGUGGAAAAUAAGAAAUAAACUAAUGCUCUUUAAAAUGUUUCCUUCAUUGAAUGACACGCAACAUGAUUUCCCAAAGGCUUUGAAUAAAGCAACACCCCUUGCCAGAGCAUGUGUAGAUAUUAACAGUAACAUGUUGAGGGGAGGACAGCUCAUAAUAAUGGUGUGAAUGGAAUGAUAUUAAACACAUGGAAAAGGUGUUUGAUGUGUUCAAUACCAUUCCAGUUAUUCCAUUCCAGCCAUUACUAUGAGCCCGUCCUCCCCAAUUAAGGUGCCACCGGCCGCCUGUGAUGUUGAAGAUACAGUUGCAAGAAGUGUAUCUUAAUACAGCCAUGUAUUAGGAUUUGGAAAAUAAAAUGAACAUAAGGAGAGCCCUUGAACUGCGUAACAGCUGUGAUGCUCCCACGGCACCAAAUUUAAAGGACUUGGCAUAUAGUAAUCUUUCCCUGUGUUAUGUUACACCUUGGCUAUAUUCAAAGAAUGUCCACUGUAGGCAAGUGUUCAGUUUCCAUGUAUUGGUUCACCAAGUCCAGUCUCUAUAAGAAGGGGGUAUUGAGGAGCCCAGAUUAGACUACAUUAGUUCUAAAGAGGUGUCGUUUCAAAAUGAGGGGUGCUGCAGCUCUGCUGGUGUUGCUAUUCUGUCUGUUUGGGGCAUGGGCUCAGGGAGAGAGAGGGGAUUGAAAUUGAUAUCAGGAGCCCAAGCACUGAAGCUGUAGAGACGACCCACGCACAGGCAGCCAACCAGACGGCCACCAACUCUGAGAUCUGGGCUGAGCUGAGAGACAUGGUGGUGGAACAGAGAGUGGGGCUGAGGUAUAUGAAGGAAGACGAUGAACUGAGGAGAGACAAUGAAGGUGCAUGUGAAUAUCACAUACUGCAUAUCGUCUAUUCACAUUAGACAUUAAUACCAUACUCCACUGGUCUGGUUCCUCAAGGUAGCCUAAAGAGUUAUAGCUUCAUUCGUCAUAAUAAGGAUAUACACGUUUAACGUUUGUAGGAUCUUGCAGGCGAGAAUGACCGCCAG